UUUUAAUAAUCAGAGGUCAACAUGUGUUGUGGCAAAUGUCGUAACGUUUUCUUUUAAAAUAAACAAUUUGUCAUUUUAAGUUUUUCUGCAUUCCUUUAACGAUUAGUUUCGACCAUUGCUAGCAUGGUAAUGCCAGUAUUUUACUUUGAAAUCAUUUUGUCAACAGCGACUUCUAUAUCCCGUCGGUCAACAGAGUAGCAGGACAUUGCUCACGAUAAAAAAAGGUUCACAUUACUAGAAACUCCUAAUAUGCGGCGAAAUCGCAAGAGAAGAUACAGUGAAGCUUCUAGUUCUGGUGGAACAAACCGAGGGUACGGUUUUGAAGAAAGAAGGCGAAGGAGUGAAAGCGAUAAAUGGUCACACGAUUCACGAAGUUUUUCGCCCAAACGACGACGCUUAACUGAUAUGAGGGGAGGGGAGAGUGCGGAGGAGGCGGUACCCUUGGGAUACAAGGCCUUGGAGGAAAUAUGGAAAGCAGAUACAGAUGAAAAUAGGAUAUUGGAAUUAGACUUAAGAUCUGAAAGAUUCCAAGCGUUGCUAAGUUCCAAGACAGAAAUAAAUCCAGGCGUUAUGAAGCUUACGAUCUUCGUACUUCACCAGCUUUGUUGUUCCCGUGGUACACUCGAAAGUCAUGUUGAACAGUUGUUACGACUGGUGAUAGAAACCAACUUCAUGCGUUCACGACUGUCUGGUUUUAUCAGCCGAAUGCUGUCUUAUACAGGAUCGGAAUUUGACAAGUUCCAAUCAUCUGAAUUGAUCUCCAGUUUGACGGAAGUCUUUCUCUAUUUCCUGCAGAGGUUUGGACAUGAAGUAGCUCACGAAGUUCCAGUGUUUGAACUCGAAAACACCGUGUUGCAAUUAAAAGCAAAGAAGCGUUUACACGACGCAGGUGCGCUGGAAAAAAAAGUUUCCCAAGUCAAGGAAUUGCGGCAAGAAGUCAUUAAUCAAGAAGUGAUGUCUAUCUGGGAUGAGGAAGACCAUUUAGAUGUCGAGCCCCCGCACAAUUUUCGAGAACUUGGCGUUUUCCCAAAGGCUGCAGAUCUUAGCAUGACAUAUAAUCCCUUUCUUCGCGUCAAUGUUGUCGACCAGCGUGGCUACACAGAUCUGGAACAUUACUUAGAUGUUCAGUUUCGGCUUGUUCGAGAAGACUUCAUCAUACCGCUACGGGAAGCUAUCAUGGAGCUUCGGAGGGACAGCAGCGGCCUAGAAACUAGCAGUACUAGGGACAAAGAACGCGCCAAGGACGUGUACUUCUACCGUGACGUCACUGUGUUGUACCCCGUAUGUCACGCGAAGGGAAUGGUUUACAGGAUCCGGUUUGACGCAUCUCACCACAGUGUGAGGAAAGUUCCCUGGGAGAGAAGCAAGCGUUUCAAGAAUGGUUCCCUAUUGUGUCUAGCAAUGGACGACUUUUACACGCCUCUAUUCGCGACAGUCGAGAGCCGAGAUCCCAAAGAACUUUGCCUGGGCGAGCUUGAUGUGCGGUUUGAAGACGUGGAUCUCGAAACAUUGAAUGGAUUCAUCGAUUCCAAGACGAAAUUUGACAUGGUCGAAUCCAAAGCCUUCUUCGAAGCGUACAGAUACGUGUUAGAAGGCUUGAAGGAGAUAAGACCCGGAGACCUACCCUUCGAAGAGCACAUUGUGAAGGGUGAGAAAGUCAUCGGUCCUCCAGGUCACAAGUAUCAAACUAACUUCGACUACAAUAUGAGUGGUAUAGUACAAGAUGAAAUGGAUGGUAGCAGUGAAUGGCACCAGUUUGUUGAAGAUUACAGUAUUGGAGACAGAAAUUCUGCAUUUGCAGGCCACCGUAUGACCUCGGAGAGAGAAAAUUUGGUUUACAGUGACGAGGAAAACAUGUCCACAGAUAGCCAAGAUCUUGUGAAUGCUCUCGAUUUGUACUACUACCGAGACAGCUUGGGUUUCAACGAUUCACAGCUGCGAGCAUUUCAACUGGCGCUGACAAAAAAGUUUGCUGUGAUUCAAGGACCGCCAGGGACUGGGAAGACGUUCGUGGGUUUGAAAAUCGCGCGUGUUCUUUUGGAGACAGCCUCGCUCUGGGAUGAGGAGGAUGAGCGGACACCAAUCUUAAUGGUUUCUUACACGAAUCAUGCCCUGGAUCAGUUUCUGGAAGGACUUCUGCCUAUGCAAGGGAUUGUUCGUGUCGGUGGGCGGUCUAAAAGUGAAAAGCUCGAGCCCAACAUGCUCCACUUCGUUCGCGAACAAGCUCGUGAAAACAAAGAAAUUCCUGGGAGGAUUACCAGAGCAAGAACAAAGACGAACAAGAAAAUUAGAAAGCUGAAGGAAGAUGGAACUCUAGACCUGUCCAUACUUGUGAUGAGGCUUGCAAGAAGGGGAAUCCUGUCCAUUAAUCUUCUUAAAGAUUUCAUGCUAGAGCGCCACGUCCGGUGGUUUGAGAAAGAAUUUUACACACAUGAUAAACGGAACGCGAACGAUUUCUUCUGCCAAUGGCUUGGUGUAGAAAAACAGAUGGCUGCGAAGGACCUCAGGGACAGAGAUGAUUAUGAUCUUAAUAACGAAGAUUUUCAACUGCAAGUGUCGUUUCGUACCUUCGCCGAUGAAGACGAUCCUGAAGAGGAAGGUGAUUUACGCUGGGCGAGCAAGCCUUCAGAUGUGCUGAUAUGCGAAACCAACGACUCUAAAAGGCCCUCACAACUACAAAGAAACCUCCAGGCGGUGGAAGUUAUGUCUGAGGACGAAGAAAAGCGCAUAUUCUUCUUACAAGGAUUGCCGCAACAACAGCGAUGGAAGCUAUACAGGUUAUGGCUCCAGAGAGUUGAGAAAAAGUAUCUGCAACAAAUACAGGACAAACAACCCGAAUUCGAAAAAUUCCAGGCUCGCUUGAAUGAGUUGCGGGACGAGGAGGACUUGGUCGUUCUAAAAAAUGCACGUGUCAUCGGCAUGACAACCACCUGCGCCGGCAAGAGGCGCCAUAUUCUUCAGCGGAUUCGCCCCAAAAUUGUUAUCGUUGAGGAAGCCGCUGAAGUAUUCGAAGCUCACAUUAUUACUUCAUUGACACCGGGCUGUCAGCAUUUGAUUUUAAUUGGUGAUCAUCAGCAACUGAGACCUACCCCCGCAGUCUAUGAUCUAGCCAAGAAGUACAAGCUGGAUGUGUCUCUGUUUGAGCGAAUGGUGAAUAUUGGAGUUCAGUGUGAGAUGCUUAACGUACAGCAUCGUAUGAGACCUGAAAUCGCCGCCUUGAUGAAACAUAUUUAUGACGAUCUUGAGAAUCACGAGUCUGUGGAGGAAUAUGAAGAUGUCAAAGGAAUCAAGAAGAAUAUGUUCUUCAUCAACCACAAUUACAUGGAAGAGUCGUGCAAUCAGUCGCACAGCCAUGUGAAUGAACACGAAGCCAAGUUUUUAGUCGCGCUAUGUCGAUAUUUACUACAGCAAGGAUACAAAGCCGAUCAAAUUACCCUGCUGACAACCUACAUGGGACAAAUGUUUGCCAUUAGACAAUCUCUUAAGGCUGAAAACGAUCACUCCGUCAGAGGUGUUCGCGUGACGACAGUUGACAACUUUCAAGGUGAAGAAAACGACAUUAUCCUUGUGUCACUUGUGCGCAGUAACAAAGAUGAGAAAAUCGGAUUUCUGAAAAUUGUUAACCGCGCAUGCGUAGCGCUCUCUCGAGCUAAAAAAGGUUUCUACUGCAUCGGAAACUUUGAUCUUCUCUUUAAACACAGUGACAUUUGGCGGAAGAUUGUAACAGAUCUCGGAGGAAGUCGCAGAAUUGGCAGCAGCUUGCAACUGGUUUGCCAGAUUCACCACGCAGAAGUCCGCGUCAAAUUAGCCAGCGAUUUUAAGAAAAACGUUCCUAACGGAGGGUGCCAGCGUGAAUGCAAAGUGCGGUUGGAGUGCGGUCAUACAUGUAAACAGCUCUGUCAUCCUGACGAUGUCGAACAUGAGAAGUACAAAUGUGCUGUCCCAUGCCGUAAAACCAUCAAAGGUUGCUCUCACAAGUGCUCCAAGCUUUGUUUCGAAGCGUGUGAAACGAAAUGUCCGGUUCCGGUGCGGAAAAUGCUACCACUUUGUGGGCACAUUAGUACCAUGAAGUGCGGCCAAGAUGUGAAAAAGGUGAAGUGCAGGGAAAAGUGUGAAAAUUAUCUUCCAAAGUGCGCUCAUCAGUGUCAAAACUUAUGUGGAGAACAAUGUACGAAAAAGUGCGAAAAACGCGUAAAGAGACGGGAUUGGCCGUGCGGACAUGAUGUGACAGUUGCGUGUUCUGCUAAGCCAGACGAAUGCCCAUUCCGUUGCUCAUCCAUAUUGGAAUGCGGUCACCAGUGUUCUGGAACGUGUGGAGAAUGUCGAAUGGGACGAAUUCACAAGCGGUGCAACAAAAGAUGUGAUCGUCUGUUAGUGUGUUUCCACGAGUGUAAAGAUUCUUGCAUCCCAGCGUGUCCGCCUUGUUCAAGGCCAUGUGAAAACCAUUGCGUGCACAACUACUGCGCAAGAGAGUGUGGUCAGCUGUGCGUGCCCUGUAGUGAAGAAUGCACGUGGGAAUGUCCACAUCACAAGUGCUAUAAUCAGUGCGGAGAGUUCUGCAACAGGCCAAGGUGUAACGUACCCUGCAACAAAAUCAUAAAAUGUGGAAGACGCCGCCAUAUCUGCCGUGGUUUAUGUGGAGAGCAGUGUAUCUGUGCCUUAUGUGACACUAAUGACGGCUCUCGCAUUACAGAUAUUUUCUUUGGUGACGAAGACCAAGGCGAUGCAAGUUUCAUCAAACUAUCAGACUGUGGACACAUAUUUGAAGUAACUGGACUUGACAAGUACAUGGAUGACGAUGAAAAUCGCGCAAUUAAACUCAAGUCCUGUCCUCGUUGUCUUACCCCCAUCCGUACGAGCCUGCGAUAUAGCAACGUUAUUAAACAGCAGCUAUACGACAUAGAGAAAGUGAAGAUAAGUACGCACGGUCAUCCGAACGAGAUGACACACACCAAGCAGAAAUUGCAAGAACGUCUCACAGACCUAAAAACGAGUUUUUACGGUGACCUCGAGAUGCAGGAGUGGAGGAAACUGGAGCGCAGUGUGGACAAAAUCACCAGAGGAACAGUGGCGGCAGUAACAGAAAAUCAGCUGAUGUUUAUGGAGAAGUUUUGUGUCAUGAGACACAAGUUAGAUCAGUGUCUUCCCCGCCAUGCACUGCGAAACCUGAGCGCUGACAUCUUUUUGACAGCUGUGCAGAAGGAAUUGGAAUAUUUGAAGAAUCGCUUCAUGUCUAAAGGAGUCACAGAGAGGGAACUGCGUGAUAUCAGAGUUGAAUUCAGUCGACAAAACCUCCAACUUGAGUUGUGUUUGUUGAGGCACAAUACCACGAGCCUGAGUAUGAAUCUUAAGAGGAAUUACCGCGAAACUAUGACGUCGAUACAAGAUGAAUUGUCCAGCGGUAGAGUUGUGAAGGAAGAGAGACUUGAUAUGCUCCUGGGAAAGUUGGGUGCUAUCAGGCGGGCCUACCCUGCUCUCUCGCCGUUGACCCCUGAAGAAAAAACUCAGAUCGUAACAGCCAUGAACUUCAAAACAGGUCAUUGGUUCAAAUGUCCCAAUGGCCAUGCCUAUGUUGUCGGUGAGUGCGGUGGCCCCAUACACAGAACCACGUGCCCUGAUUGCGGAGCUGUGAUUGGAGGAUCAAAUCACAGACUGGAGGAAGGAAACAAAUUGGCGUGUGAGAUGGAUGGUGCGAGGCGCAAGGCAUGUAAACAUUGUUAAUGGAACAAUGAACUUUUUUUUUGUUUCAACUCCACUGCAGUCCUUGAGAAGGUCUGCUAAUGCCUUGACUAACGAGGUGCAGAACCAAAAAUAAUUUGUGGCGAUAGGCGCUAAGGCAGAAAUUUGUUUUCUUGCUGCGCUCCUUGUAGGUAUCAGUUAUCUAUCUUUAAAAUAGUCUUAUAGUAGAGGUAUAGCGGGCUAACUGGUGGUUUGCCACAUCUGUUUCUAAAAUUUGUUCUAUUGAAUUGUUACCAGCAAUUAAAAAGCUGCUUCUUCUGGGGUUUUGGGUGACGUGCACGAUACUGGUUGCGUCCUCCGCUGCUUUGUAACAUAGCUAGCAAGCCUUUGGUUGUAAUCAAUGUGUUUUACUCAAGUGUUAUUUACCAAAACUCUGUUGCUUGCCGUUCGUAACCCCUUGAAAUUUUUUUAUUGUGGGCAUGAGGAAGCAAUUGAUUUACCAGGAGGAAAAUUGGGGGUAUUUGUUAAAAGACUAGAUUUAUUCUGAAGUAAGUUAAAAAGUGCGAAAUAAAGGAACAUGAACCAAAACAGGGAUAGAACCGAACAGAACUAAUACAUAAACGGUAGAUCACGUGUCAUAGAUAAUUCAUGAACAGCAUAAAUUAUCAUAUGUAAUUCUAACAGUAUUAACUUAGCAGAAGUGUACUUUUAAUGCCUUUUUUUAAAGUAACACUAAACACACGCCAACAGAAUGAAUUUGAAUCGAUUGUCGAAAGUAAACCGGGAUUUCUUUGUUUUUGCUUUUCUUCGCAUUUUUGAGCGGUCCUGAAAACUGGCUUCACUCUCUCAACCAAUCAGAUGCAAAGCUAAACCCGAUCAUGACAGUGUCGCCCGCGUUUUUCCGCGCUUUAGUUAGUUUUGCUCUCAUUGGCUCUUUAAGGUAUUUUCCUUUUUCUGAUUGGUCGUUGUGAGUACAAAGUUUUGGAUUUACGACAUUUGAUUAAAAGGUGCUCUGUAGACAGCUCGUAAUAAAGGAAUCGUUCAAAUGAGAUGCCCCCAUAAACUCUAGGUCUGGGGGGAUCGGGGUGUGUUUCUCGAAAGUAUCGUUAAUAUUUUAAAGUCUUAGCUGAAAAUCUUGUACAAUAUGUUUCGUUUUCUGAAAUUAUCUUUGUUUGAUUUGCAAAACUAUGAGUACCACAUUCUUGUUUGUUGACACGUAAACAAAUAAUAACAGCAACGGGAAAAAAAAAACUUAUAGAGGUUUUGCACAGCAGCCAUGUUGGAUGGCAGGAACAAUAUAUUAAUUUUCC
Stylophora pistillata is the source of this 6989-nucleotide messenger RNA. RefSeq names its product NFX1-type zinc finger-containing protein 1. Gene Ontology annotation, biological process: regulatory ncRNA-mediated heterochromatin formation. Gene Ontology annotation, cellular component: nuclear RNA-directed RNA polymerase complex. The record is from RefSeq and is a predicted model, not a curated record. Gene Ontology annotation, molecular function: helicase activity; ATP binding. Lineage: Eukaryota; Metazoa; Cnidaria; Anthozoa; Scleractinia; Pocilloporidae.